Molecule: messenger RNA, 738 nt
Organism: Tetrahymena thermophila SB210
Lineage: Eukaryota; Ciliophora; Oligohymenophorea; Hymenostomatida; Tetrahymenidae
Product: ankyrin repeat protein
Exons: 5
Molecular function (GO): protein binding
Source: RefSeq, a predicted model, not a curated record
AUGAUAUUAAAUUCAUUUAAAAGAUUCAUUUCUGAUAAAUUUACUGAUUAAAAGAAGCAUGCUCACAAGCAAAUCUUAUAAAAAAUACAACAAGGUUAACUUGAUGAUAUACUUAACAUUUGGAAAUGCAAUUAGAUAGAUGCCAAUUACUCAGAUGAAAGAGGUUUAACUUUUUUAAUGGCAGCUGUUUGUUACUCAAUAGAUCAUUUAGAAGAAGGAAAGAAGAUCAUAAAAUUUCUACUAGAACAAGGAGCUGACAUCAAUAAAGCUGAUCACGGAGGAAGAUCAUCAUUUUUAAUGGCUUGUCACUGGGAUUUAUAGGAAAUUGUUGAAAUUUUCCUUGAUUAUAAACCAAAUCUUGAUUCAGAUACAUAAAAUAAAUUUCUAAUCUUAAAUCCAACUUAUACAGUGCUACUUAAGGGAAAUUAUAAAAUGGCUAAAUUCUUGCUUGAUAAUGGUGCUGACUACAAUAAAAUCUUUGAAUUGCAUAACUUUAACGGCUAAAUCAGACUAAAUGGUGAGAUGUUAUAAUUCUUAUAUUAGUAUAAGAUAGAAAAGCAAAAAUUAAUAGAAAGAUAAAAUUUGCUUUUUAUAAGACAGAGUCUAAUAGAAAAGGCUACUGAAUAAAAUACUAAAUGUGAGUAAUCUUCAACAGAGUAAAAUUCUCAAGAUUAAUAAGUUUUUCUAGUUUAAAAGCUAAAUAAAAACGAGCUAAAAGAAGUAUUAAAAUACAUCUGA